Messenger RNA from Polypterus senegalus (gray bichir), 9599 nucleotides. RefSeq names its product Fras1 related extracellular matrix 3 (gene frem3). The coding region runs from base 138 to 9530 and encodes 3130 amino acids. The record is from RefSeq and is a predicted model, not a curated record. Gene Ontology annotation, biological process: cell communication; homophilic cell-cell adhesion. NCBI's taxonomy places the organism in Eukaryota, Metazoa, Chordata, Cladistia, Polypteriformes, Polypteridae. Gene Ontology annotation, cellular component: membrane. Gene Ontology annotation, molecular function: calcium ion binding. The transcript has 24 exons.
UCCCCAUCGGAGAGGAGGCAGUGCAGCAAUUCUGGCUCUUUGCACUUUUUCCGUUUAUUCCUACCUGGGAGAGGUCCGGAGUUUAAACCAAUUUGGAUUUAAAGGCACAUAGCUGAGGAGGACGACUGGCACCUGAAAUGGCUGGUUGUCUGCAAAAGACUGGAUGGCAUCAUGCACGGUGGCUUCUGCAAUGUCUGUCAUUGCUGGGCACUUUGAGCCUCUGCAGAGUAAGUGCGCAGGAAUUUGAGCCUGCCUUUCUGGCUGGACCCCGACCGGGACCCAACUCUGAUUCGAUCCUGGUGGCAAAUAAUGGAGUAAGAGUGGCAUUUGGCAGAUCUGUCUUUUUGGACCCAGUCCACGAUCUUGUGACAGAGGUGCAGCCUGGAGACAAAUGCUACAUAACAGUUCUGGAGAAUGACCCACUGGCCCAGAGACCCGGCAUACUUUCGCCUAAGAAGUUCCCCUGUGCUUUUGGUGCAGAAGAAGUCAAAUACACUCACUUUGGAUCAAGAAGCCCGAACAAGGACAGAGUGAGGCUGCAGCUGAGGUACGACUCCCAGACAGACACCACGAUUAUCCCGUUCAUGCUGGAAGUGGAGGUCGUCUUUCAGCAACAGGAGAUCUUAACCCGCAACAUGCCUUUGGUUGUGGAUAAGCUAAACGGAGUCAGCAAUCCUAUUGAAAAGAAGGUGCUUGAUUUUGCCUAUGACCGCAACAAAGAAUCGUGUAAGGUGACCACCCUCAUGAAUACAGGAGGCCUACCAAGGUAUGGAAAGCUUUUAAAUUAUACCUCUAAUGGCCAGAUGAUAGACUGUGAUGCUUUUGUUAACCGUGACAUUCGCUAUAAGCACACGGCCAGCACCAGCUCUCCAAAUAAAGACUAUAUCCCCAUGCUGGUGGAGCUUUUUGACAAGGAAGGUGUUCCAGUUAAGCAGGAGUACUUCCAGAUAAUGGUUAGAAUCAAAGAGGGGGCCGAAAACACACCACCUAAGCCCAGCUUUGUGGCCAUGAUGAUGAUGGAAAUUGACCAGUUUGUCAUGACAGCCAUUACUAGUGACAUGCUAGCAGCCGAGGAUGUGGAGUCUGAUGCUGGGGACCUCAUUUUUAACAUUACGUCUCCGCUAAAUGAUCAGCAGGGAUACAUCAUCAAUACCGACGACCAGAAUCUUGCAAUUACAUCGUUCUAUCAGAGAGACAUUAGAGACCUGAAGAUUGCCUAUAAGCCUCCAUCCGAGGAUUCGGAUGUGGAGAGGAUUAUCCAGAUUGAGUUUGAGGUCAUUGACUCCGAAGGGGCCGUUUCAGAUCCCUUUGCUUUUAUGAUUGUCGUCAAGCCGAUGAACACUUUAGCUCCGGUGGCCACAAAAAACACCGGGCAGUUGUUGUUUGAAGGGCAAUCUCGGGUGCUGUCCAGCAUCCAAAACCUGGAAAUCAGCGAUGAGGACAAUUUGGAAGACGUUAAAAUCACAGUCAUUGACGGCCUGAAGCACGGAGAGCUGACGGUCUUGGGUGCACGGCGGAAGUAUUUCACCCCUGCAGAUUUAGACGCGGGCCUUGUGGUCUACCAGCAUGAUGGCAGUGAUACCUACAGUGACAAUAUCAUUUUCCGCAUGACCGAUGGUAAUCAUGAUGUGGAGUUCUUGUUUCCGAUCACCAUUGUCCCCACCGAUGAUGAGCCGCCAAUCAUAAAUGCCAACACUGGGCUUGUGCUCUUCAAGAAUGAAAUCAUGCAAAUCUCUCCCUUCAUUCUGAGUGCCACCGAUAUCGACUCGGAGGAUUCUACUAUUAAGUUCAUCGUGGAGGCCCCCUUCUCCACCAUAGGAGAACUUAUCUUACGUCAAGCUGAACAACCGGCUGAUGUGUCCGCCUGGAAAUUCAGCGAGACAGAUGAAAUGUUUGAGAAGGUGGUAACUGAGUGGUUUCAGCAGGACAUCCUAGACGGGAAACUGUUCUAUCGCCACAUUGGACCUCAUAGCACCACCACCGUCAUGGAUCACUUCACGUUUCGAGUCCAAGAUGACAAUGACCCUCCCAAUCAAUCCGGAGAGCACAUAUUCACCAUUAAAAUCCAUCCAGUGGACGAUCUUCCUCCAGAACUUUACCCCGGAACUUCUCUGCACAUGACUGUCAAGGAGUAUGAGCUGACGUACUUUCGAAAAAAGUAUCUGCGUUACACUGACUUGGACUCUGAUGAUAGAGAUCUGAAGUUCACCAUCAUCAGACCUCCUACAGAUACCGAUGAAAACAACCCGGUUGCAUUCGGUGAGAUAGUCCUGACAGAGAACCCCACCACCGUCAUCACAGAAUUCACGCAGGCUCAGGUUAACCAUCAUAAAGUGGCAUACAAGCCCCCAGAUCACGAGCUGGGCAUUACCUCCAGAGUGGUGCAAUUCAUUUUAAAGGUCGAGGAUACCGCUGGGAACUCGGUGGACGGCACUUUUACAAUAUUUUUACAGCCUGUGGAUAAUAAGCCUCCUGAGAUUACCAACACAGGGUUUACUGUCUUGGAAAGGAACAGCUUUACAAUAUCCAAGAAUGAGUUGGAUGCAACGGACCAGGACACUGAUGAAGACAAGAUCACCUUCACGCUUACCCAGGCUCCAAAGUUCGGCGUGCUUCAAUAUUUCAGCGUGCAAAUGUCGAUAGGAGAACGAUUUACGCUGGAAGAUAUUGAAAAUAGCCGUGUCGUGUAUGUCCACAGUGGCGAAGAAUCAACAAGUGACACCAUAAAACUUGAUGUUAGCGAUGGGUUCCAUGAGGUCCCAAUCAUUAUCCGGGUAACAGUCAAACCAGUGGAUGAUGAAAUUCCCACAAUCAUGUUGCCCUCUGGCUUACUGGGCUCGUCCAUUGAUGUCUUGGAGAACGGAGCGACUGAAAUCACCACCAAUGUGAUUCAGGGAAGAGAUGAGGACACGGAUGACUUAAUGCUCACCUUUAUUGUGGAGGAACCACCCAGGCUCGGAGAAAUUCUCGUAAACGGUUUGCCCACGGAAAGGUUCACACAGCAAGACAUCAUCAAUGGAGUUGUGGUGUACGCCCACACGAGCGGAGAGAUCGGACCAGUCAAGAAGUACGAUUCCUUUAAUCUCACCAUUUCAGACAUGUCCGACGAAUGGGUCGUGGGUGGCAACAAAGUUCAGGGUGUGCGAGUGCACGUAACUAUACUUCCAGUUGACAGCGUUGCUCCAGUCGUAACUGUGGGCGUCCAGUUUACGGUGCUUGAAGGUGACAAGAAUGUCAUAACACUGGAAAACAUCAACGCUGAAGAUGUCGACACCGAAAAUGAUGACAUUUUAUGCACCAUCAUUGUUCAAUCCACAUCGGGAUACAUCGAAAAUAUUUCACCAGCACCUGGUUCUGAAAAGUCCAGAGUGGGAACUGCAAUUACUGCAUUCAGCAUCAAAGAUAUUCGCCUCGGCCACAUUUAUUACGUGCAGAGCAUCCACAAAGGGGUAGAACCGGUCGAAGACAGACUAACAUUCCGCUGCUCCGACGGCAUUAACUUCUCCCAGCGCCAGUUUUUCCCCAUAGUCAUUAUUCCAACCAACGACGAGAAGCCAGAGAUUUUUGUCCGUGAAUUCAUCGUGAUGGAGGGAAUGAGCCUGGUCAUUGACACUCCAAUUCUAAACGCCGCUGAUGCUGACAUUCCAGGAGAUGACCUGGAGUUUGAAAUCAUUAAACCACCCAAGCAUGGCAACAUCGUGCAACAGUUGACCACGGGAACCGUGCCAGUUCAAAACUUUAGCCUCGAGCAGAUCAAAGAAGCUUCCAAUAUCGUGUACGAACACGACGAUUCCGAAACCAAAGAAGACAGUUUCGAGGUCCGACUGACGGAUGGCAAACAUACCGUCGAGAAAAAAGUGUUGAUCAUGAUUAUCCCCGUCGAUGACGAGACUCCAAGGAUGACCAUCAACGAUGGGCUCGAGGUUGAAAUUGGUGAAACGAAGGUAAUAACAAAUCGAGUGUUAAAAGCAACAGAUCUCGACUCGGAAGACAAAUCUCUUGUUUAUAUCAUCCGUUACGGACCUGGACAAGGUUACCUCCAGCGUACCACCAAAUUAGGUGAACUGGUCGGCAACAUCACGAUUGGAAUGAACUUUACUCAAGACGACAUAGACCAAGGGCUUAUACAAUAUGUUCACACCGGCCAAGAAGGUGUGAGGGAUCUGGUUAAGUUUGAUGUCACAGAUGGCAUCAAUCCUUUGAUUGACAGAUACUUUUAUAUCAGCAUUGGCAGCAUAGACAUGGUCUUCCCCGAUGUCAUUAACAAGGGCGUUACUCUCAAAGAAGGAGGUAAAGUCACUCUUACCACAGACCUAUUGAGCACCACCGAUAUCAACAGUCCAGAUGAACACCUAAGCUUCAGUAUCACUCGGGCGCCUAGCCGUGGACACUUGGAGUGCACCGAUGAUCCCGGUGUUCCCAUCACAACCUUCACUCAGUUGCAGUUGGCCGGGAACAAAGUCUACUACAUUCACACCUCUGAUGAUGAAGUGAAGAUGGACAGCUUUGAGUUUGAAGUGACUGACGGCUACAACCCAGUGUUUCGUACCUUUAGAGUUUCUAUCACAGAUGUGGAUAACAAAAAGCCGGUCCUCACCAUUCAUGACUUGGUCAUUAACGAGGGUGAACUGAAGCUGAUCACCCCUUUUGAGCUUACUGUUGAAGAUCGGGACACACCUGACCACCUAUUACGUUUCACCAUUACCCAGGUGCCUGUUCACGGUCAGCUCUUGUACAAUGGAAGCCAUGCUGUCACUAGCUUUACUAAGCAAGAUCUCAAUGAGAACCUCAUUAGCUACAAGCAUGAUGGCACAGAGAGCAGCGAAGACAGCUUCUCGUUCACCGUCACAGAUGGCACCCACACUGAAUUUUACGUCUUCCCUGACACUGUGUUCGAGACACGGAAGCCUCAGAUGAUGACCAUUCAGAUCAACUCGGUCGAUAAUGGAGUCCCCCAGAUAGUUGUCAACAAGGGGGCACCCACACUGAGACAUCUGCACACUGGGCACCUUGGCUUCAUCAUCACCAGCAAAGCUCUCAAGGCAGAAGACCGCGACAGUCCACAUAAAUUCCUAAAGUACCGCAUCUCAGAAGCUCCUCUGCACGGCUACAUUAUCAACAUGGCUCUGGGGAACGGCAGUGUGCAGACUUUCUCCCAAGCUGACAUCGAUGACAUGAAAAUCUGUUACGUUCUGCGUGAAGGUGACAAUGCGACCAGUGACCUCUUCUACUUCACCAUUGAAGAUAACGGAGGCAACAAAUUAAAAAGCCAGCCUUUCCGACUGAACUGGGCUUGGAUUUCAUUGGAGAAGGAAUACUUCCUGGUGGACGAAGACUCCAAAUUUCUCGAAGUGACACUGAAACGGAGAGGAUAUUUAGGAGAAACGUCUUUUGUCAGCAUUGGGACAAAAGAUGUCACUGCUGAAAAGGAUAAAGAUUUUAAAGGGAAGGCCCAAAAGCAAGUGCAAUUUAACCCAGGUCAGAGCACAGCAACAUGGCGUGUGAAAAUCCUGACAGACAACGAGUAUGAGACUUCUGAGACCUUCCAGAUUCUUCUAUCUGACCCAGUCAUGGCAGCGCUGGAAUUCCCAGAAAUUGCCGUUGUUGAGAUUGUGGAUCCUGGAGAUGAAUCAACUGUCUUCAUUCCUGAGUCCGAGUAUAAAAUCGAAGAGGAUAUUGGUGAACUUAUUAUUCCAGUAAAAAGAUCUGGAGAUGCCAGCCAGGAGUUGAUGGUCAUAUGUUUUACACAACAAGGUUCGGCCACAGGUACCAUACCUUCCACAGUGCUUUCCUAUUCAGAUUAUAUCACCCGCCCAGAGGAUCACACCAGCAUCAUCCGUUUUGACAAGGACGAAAGAGAGAAGGUGUGCCGAGUGAUCAUCAUCGAUGACUCACUAUAUGAAGAAGAUGAGUUUUUUAACGUUACUCUGAGCAUGCCCAUGGGUGGAAAAAUCAGUGCAAACUACCCCAGUGCCAAAGUGAUCAUUGCAGCAGACAAUGAUGAUGAGCCCUCAUUUUACUUUGGAGAGACCGAAUAUUCAGUUGAUGAAAGUACUGGCUACGUGGAGGUACGAGUAUGGAGAACUGGAACUGAUCUCUCAAAGACCGCCACUGUCACUGUGCGCUCCAGAAAAACGGAGCCGAUGUCAGCAGAGGCUGGAGUUGACUAUGUGGGCAUUAGCAGAAAUCUGGAUUUUGCUCCUGGGGUUACAAUGCAGACAUUUCGAGUUACAAUCCUUGAUGACCUCGGACAGCCUGUGCUGGAGGGCCCGGAGAUGUUUGAGCUGGUCCUCAGAAUGCCAAUGAAUGCAGUGUUGGGCGAGCCCAGCAAGACGACCAUCAUCAUCAAUGACUCACUCUCAGAUUUGCCAAAAGUUCAAUUUAAGGAGCCCUUCUACACUGUGAAUGAAAACGACGGGCAGGCUAUUGCAAUGGUGCACCGCAGUGGAGACAUCAAUUAUAAAUCAACCGUGAGGUGCUACACACGCCAGGGCUCCGCACAGGUCAUGAUUGACUACGAUGAGCGGCCAAAUACUGACAACUCCAUCAUCACCUUCUUGCCAGGUGAGACUGAAAAACCCUGUGUGGUUAUGCUAGUGAAUGACACGAUUUAUGAAGAAGAGGAAGAGUUUCGUUUAGUGCUGGGAUCACCAAAAAGUGAAUCGCCAUUUGGGGCAAGCUUGGGCGAACAGAAAGAGACACUGAUCAAGAUAAAAGAUGAAGGCGACAAAUCCAUCAUCAAGUUUUCAGAGAUCAAAUAUAGCAUCAAAGAGCCACAAGAGCCUGGAGAAAUAGCUUUGGUGAGGAUUCCUAUCCUGAGGCUGGGAGACACUUCCAAAGUGUCUGUUGUGAGAAUCCAUACCAAAGAUGGCUCUGCCACAUCUGGAGAAGAUUAUAACCCUUUGUCUGAAGACAUUGAAUUUAAAGAAGGUGAAACAGAGCACUUUGUGGAAGUGGAAAUUUUGUAUGAUGGAGUACGAGAGAUGAGGGAAGCUUUCACGAUUCACAUGAAGCCUGAUGAGAACAUGGUGGCUGAAACUCAGAUGAGCAAAGCAAUUGUGUAUAUCGAAGAAAUGGACAGCGUGGCAGAUGUCACGUUUCCAGCAGUGCCACAGGUGGUCUCUCUGUUGAUGUACGAUGAUACAGCGAAAGCAAAAAGCAAUCCAUCCACAGGAUAUCCAGUAGUGUGUGUAACGGCCUGUAAUCCAAAAUAUUCUGAGUUUGACAAAACAGGCUCGAUCUGCUCAGCAGAGAAUAUCAAUGACACCCUGACCCAAUAUCGCUGGCUAGUUAGCGCCCCUAGUGGUUCAGAUGGGGUCACUAGUCCAAUGCGGGAGGUGGACACAAAUACCUUCUUCACAAACACAAAAUCCAUCACCUUGGACGCCAUCUACUUUCAAGCUGGUUCCAGAGUGCAAUGUGGAGCGAGAGCCUUCAAUGCUAAUGGAGAUGCUGGUCUGGAGCUGCUCAGCGCCAUUAUUAUAAUUAACAGGGAUGAAGGUCUCUGUCAGCCCCGCAUCGCAGGAACAGUGGGAGCAGAGCCGUUCUCAGCAAGGAUUCGUUACACUGGACCAGAAGACCCGGACCACCCUAACCUCAUCAAGCUGACUGUGACCAUGCCUCAUAUGGAUGGUAUGUUACCCAUCAUCUCCACUCGCCCUCUUUCGAACUUCGAGUUGACCCUGAGCCCCGAUGGCACCAGAGUAGGCAACCAUAAGUGCUCCAAUCUGCUGGAUUACAACGAGGUGCCAACCAGAUAUGGCUUUCUGACUGAUGCCACCAAAAACCCAGAAGUGAUCGGUGAGACCUCACCUUACCAGUACAGCAGUAGCCUACGGUCACCCAAAACCCUGCGCUUCUACAGGAAUCUGAACCUCGAGGCCUGCCUGUGGGAGUUCAACAGCUACUACGACAUGUCUGAGCUUCUGUCAGACUGUGGGGGCAAGAUUGGCACAGAUGGACAGGUCCUUAACUUGGUGCAGUCCUACGUCACACUGCGGGUGCCGCUCUUUGUGUCGUAUGUGUUCCACUCACCAGUGGCAGUCGGAGGCUGGCAGCAUUUUGAUCUGCAGUCGGAGAUGAAGCUGACAUUUGUGUAUGACACUGCCAUCUUGUGGAAGGAUGGAAUAGGCAGCCCUCCAGAGUCAGAGCUACAAGGUGCCAUGUACCCCACAAGCAUGAGAAUCAACGAAGAGGGACGUCUUGUGGUGAACUUCAAGACUGAAGUGCGCUUCCGAGGACAGUUUGUUAUGUCUCACCCAGGAACCUCCCUGACCUCGAUGGUGAUGUCCGCAGACCACCCUGGCCUCACAUUCACGCUGUCCCUCACAAGAACUGAGCCCACCUUCAACCAGCCUGUGCAGCUCUGGAGCUUUGUGUCAGAUUUUGCAGUCCGUGACUAUUCUGGCACAUAUACAGUCAAGCUCAUUCCGUGCACAUCAUCUCCUAACCAAGAGUUCGCCAUCCCUCCUGUCUGCAAUCCCCGCGAGCCUCUCACCUUUGACAUGGAUAUUCGAUUCCAGCAGGUCAGCGACCCCGUAGCUGCUGAGUUCAGCCUCAACACUCAGAUGUUCCUGCUUUCCAAGAAAGAGCUCUGGCUUUCAGACGGCUCCAUGGGAUUUGGAGAGGGAGCUGACGUGGCAUUCUCAGAAGGUUCUGUCAUCUAUGGCCGUGUGAUGGUCGAUCCAGUCCAGAAUCUAGGGAACUCCUUCCUCUGUAACAUUGAGAAGGUUUUCCUGUGCACGGGAGCGGAUGGCUAUGUGCCCAAGUACGAUCCAUCAAACAGAGAAUAUGGCUGCCUGGCAGAUGCCCCGUCCCUCCUCUACAGAUUUAAGGUUCUGGAUAAGUCCCAGCCCGAGACAACGGUGCGCAUAUUUGGCAGUGUCCAGUUUGAUGCCAGCCUAGCCAUAGACAGCGCCGAGGCUCUCCCACUCAUAAGGCAGCCUGGCUCUGACGGCUUCAGCUUUUCAUCUGAUCCUUUAUUCCAGGUGACUUCUGGCCGCGAAUGGUACAUCCACACCAUCUACACCGUUCGCUCCAAAGAUAAUGCCCACCGCAGCAUUGGCAAACGAAGCCUCGAGUUUCACCACAGCUUGACAGCGGCCGGGCAGGGCGCCGCACGUACCCGAAGAGCUGCCGGAAGCGAUGCCCCCCGUGAGGCCCAAGACAUUGGCUUAGAGAACAGUCGCGGCACCAACAUUCAGCAUAUCGCGCUGGACCGUAGCAACAAGAUCGCCGUGAGCCAGAGAGAGUUCCGUCCGCACGAGGACUCGCGCCAACACCCCUUCCUCGAGAGCUCAAGCAAGGAAUCCUCCGAGCUGGGUAUCGUGCCCAUGGUGGGCGGCAUCGCCGGUUUCCUGCUCCUCAUCUGCCUCGUCCUCAUCGUCAUCCUCCUGUUACGGCGCAGGAGCCACCGAGACAAACGCCCAGCCAAGUGCCCUUCGUCAACCUCCACGUCAUCGGGCUUUUACGGCGGCAGCAGGGACACGGUGUCGACACGACAUGGCAGCAGGGACAGCACUGAGGUGUAGCUGCCACGCUUCGGCUCGCCACUUUGAAUUACGUUUUUUGUGCAGAACUUUUUUAUUCGGGGAAAAAAA